Molecule: messenger RNA, 4897 nt
Organism: Colossoma macropomum (tambaqui)
Lineage: Eukaryota; Metazoa; Chordata; Actinopteri; Characiformes; Serrasalmidae
Gene: lrsam1
Product: leucine rich repeat and sterile alpha motif containing 1
Exons: 25
Coding region: 195-2378 (727 amino acids)
Molecular function (GO): protein binding
Source: RefSeq, a predicted model, not a curated record
UAUCUAAUACGCAACCAUACGUCAGUCAAAACAUUGUGGUCACUAAUGUCAGGAAAUGCUAGGAGGACAGGAAGGUUUCUUCUCAAUAGAAAUUGAAAAUAUCCGAUUGAAGAGUUCGCAGUAAGCUCCACCACAAGAAGCAAAGCUUCAUACAGAAAAGGCUUUUCAGGCUAAAGAGGGUCUGUGACUUCAGAAUGCCUCUGUUCUAUAAGAAGAAAAAGCCAAGCGAGGAUUCCAAGAAACGACUAGAGUAUCAGCUGUGUCUGUCUAAAGAGGCUGGAGCAGAUGAUAUACUGGACAUUUCAAGCUGUGAGCUUUCUGAGGUGCCCUCCAGUGCCUUCUCCAUCUGCAAGGUGCUCCAGAAAAAGGUGUUCAUUCUCCAUGGAAACGAGCUGAGGUCACUGUUACCCAAAGGUUGCAGCAUCAGUGCCCUAGCAACUAUAAAGGUAUUGGACCUGCAUGAAAACAAGCUCACCUCACUACCAGAUGAUAUUGGGCAGCUGUCUGCCCUGCAGGUAUUGAAUGCAGAAAAUAACCAAAUCAAGACGCUUCCAGAGUCUAUAGGCGAUCUUCGGAAUCUGCAGACUCUUAAUGUAAAAGGGAACUGCCUGAGUGAGCUGCCCUUGUCUGUGGGGUGCAUGAGCAGUCUACGCACGCUGGACUUGAGUGAGAACAACAUCAGAGAGCUGCCCAAAGAACUGGCCAAUGUCCGCACACUGGAGAGCCUGACUCUGGAUGCAUGUAUUAUGAACUACCCACCUGCCUCAGUCUGUACAGUGGGCACAGAAGAGAUCCAGCGCUACCUGUGCUCAGAGUUGGGUGUGGAGUACUGUCCUCCCUCUCAGUACCUGCUGCCUGUACUGGAGAACGAUGGCAGCAAGCAGAAUGUUGACUGUGUGGAUGGCGAGGAUGUAGCCUGGCAGAGCAAAUUCAUGGAUUAUGAGAAGAGAAAGGAGCAGAAGCAGUUGGAGAAGCUGAACUUUGAGAAAGAACUGGAAGAAAAGCAGAGAGAACAAGCGCAGCUCCUCGUCCUCAGCAACUCCCGCAAAGAGGGCAUGCUGCUGUCCGUCAAACUGGAGCAGGAGCGUUUGGAGAAGGACAUGUGUCAGCAGCAGAAAGCCCAGGAGGCUGAGAGGCAGAGGGUGCUGGAGAAAGUCCGGCAGGCGGAGACCAGCCUAGCUACCCGCAUUGCCAACCUGCUGCUGGACAACAAACGCCAAGCAAAGAGUGCUGAGUUUCUGCAGGCUCUGGAAGAAGACCAAAUUCGCAUGGAACACCUUACUGCCAUCACACAGGAAGAAGCAAACUCUCUGAGGAAGAGAGAAGUAGCAGUUGCCAUGCAGACCAUGUUGUCUGAGAGCUACUCAAUGAGGUUGCUCCAGGAGGCUAGUGAGACCAGGAGGCAGAGCAUGCUGUCUGAAGCCUGCAAAAGCAUGGAGACCUUGGACAAGAGGUUUGAGCAUGUGCUGGCCCUGCAGCAGCUAGAUAAAAGCAAAGCCAUUAGCCAGAUCCUUCAGGAGGAGGAGAUGCAGAAGGCAGCCUUUGAAGCCCUGCAGCUCCAAAAAGACAGUGUGCAUGGCUACAUCCGCAAUCAGAUUAAGCUAAUUGAGGCAGAAUUAAUGCAGCUGACAAAGCUGGAGGUUAAAAGGAGGAAUCUGGAUUCAGAGAACAUGCAGGAAGUGUUGGCGGAGCAGAGGACAGCUCUGACAGACAUGCUGCAGCAGUUGCUGAAGCAGAAGGACCAGAGAGAGAUGGAGCUUAAGCAGAACUUGAUGGAGAUGGAGCUCAAGAGUGACUCCACUCAGCAGAAUUACUGGAUGAUCCAGUAUCAAAGGCUGUUGGAUGCAAAGCCGCUGUCUCUACGAAUGCAGGAAGCUGGUGUGGAUAAAGAUCUAGUCAGUUUGUUGUGUAAACUGUCUGCCCAGCACUACCUGCCAGUCAUAGCUCAUCAUCGAAUCACAGCAGAGGCUCUACGUCACAUGACCACCCAAGACCUCAGCAAGCUGGGGAUCAGUGAAGUGGGUGUGCAAAAAUCUCUCCUCCACUGGGCUAGAGAACAGCCAAGUUCUUCUAAGAAACUCCAGGAGGAACCAGAAGCUGGUCCACUUUUACCCAGUGCCCCCCUGCAACAGCAGCUGACCCCACCACUGACCCCUAGCACCCCCCUAACGCCUCAAACCCCUCUUACGCCUACAGCUCCCAGCCCUGUGGAUGGACCUGGGAGCUCUGAGUGUGUAGUGUGCAUGGAGGCUGGGUGUCAAAUGGUCUUCCUGCCCUGUGGACACGUGUGCUGUUGCCAGGUGUGCAGCGAUGCCCUGCAUUCAUGCCCGCUGUGCCGCAGCACCAUCUCUCAGCGCAUCCGCCUUUACCACGGAUAAACCCGGCAACCUUCCAAACUGCAUCCUGAUCCGGUCUGACCAUUCACGCACUCGGGUCAUUCCUACAACUCGUCCAGUUUCACUCUACCUGCAUGAAGUGGUAGGCUGCGAUUCGUCUGUCGUUUAAAAUGCUGUACAAUUCAUUCACUGCUGCACUUUCACACCUCAACUGGCCAAUAAAACGGGAGUAUUUCUUGCAGCAAAACUAGAUGCUACUAGACAGUGACCUCAUUUAACCUUUAUAUCUUAUUAUGUAAAAUACCAGAAACUGUAAGAUUGUGCUGUGCUGUCCUGUACUUAGAGUGAUAUAAAAGAGAAGGGAAGUACUUAAAGAUUACUUGGUUCUGGUUCCAAUGUUAUGUACUUGCACUAUUUUAAGUAUUUGUGCCUUUUUUGUGUCUUAUGUCUGUUCUAACCAAAUCAUGACUGUUACAACACAACACUCAUCUACUUAAAAAAAAAAACAAAAGAAUGCUUAAAAACAUGACUUUCCAAUCUUGACAUGCUUGGGUGACUUAAGGUCAGCAGUUUUUUUCUGUCUGUGCCUUAAAAUGGUUUCCACUGCAAAUUACCAAUGACCUGACUACAGGAAUAUUCUUGCUUUUUUCUAUCUAAGUAAUCUCUGUCUGCCAUCUGUACAACGUACAGUUGAUUACCACGGACAGUAAAUCGGAUGUUUCCUAGAAAACUCAGUGACUCAAAAAGCUCUUACAGUAGAAAACAAGUGGCCAUUAUACUUGUUUUUUGGCAUCUAGUAUUUGUGUGCCCUUGGGAAAUGUGUUCAAAAUAUUGUCUGUGGUAAUCAAAAGUAUCUUGCAGAUGCAGCAGAUAGAUGUUCGUUUGAAAAACAGAGUAAACACCAUUCCUAGAUUGUAUUCCAACCUAAAAGCCCAUAGACCAGUAGAUUUCAAUUCCAGUUCUGGAGGGCUGGUUUCUAACGGGUGUCUUGGCGAUUUCCCUGCUUAAGCCCAUCUCUUUAUUGUCAGGUUUAGUAGGUGUGCCAGAGCAGUGCCGUCACCAAACUGUGCUGGACACUGGCCUGCCAGGGCCAGAAGUGUGUACCCCUGCCAUAGGCCACUGAAGUGUUUGCUGUAUUCCCAUUAAGUGAGUGCUUUCAUACCGGUAGUUGUGUUUGUCAUCAAGGUGUUGCAUUUCACCUUUAUGUUAUAUAUGUAGUUUCAUUUCACUCAUUGCAUCACCUUCCAGCCAUAUAUACCUGUCAAGCUGUACAUAAACAAUCACUUGCCUUGCCUCAAUGUCAAAACAGCCUUCAUGUUCAUAGAAAUAUUCACCCCAAAAUAUAAAACAUUUUCACAUAUUACCCGACAUCACCAAGUCAAACCUCGUCAAAGUUAUUGCCAAAAAGUAAACUCAAAGACAAAAUUGUGUUGAUAUAAUGAAUUUUAUUCAUGUAGAAAUGAUGUAUAAAUAUAAAUCACAUAAAUUCAACACAUGACUUUUCAGUGGAUGUUCUGUCAGUUUUUGUUCUUUCGAUGAAAACCACUUCUGAGGUCCACUCCCAUCAUUUUUGAUCCCUCUAAGACCUUUUACCUUUCUCGAUUUAUACAAUGAUUUAUGUUUCUUUACAUUUAGGCCAGACAGUUUGAUUAUAGCCAAAACCUGAAACCUUGCCACAGCAUUUCAAUUCAAAUUGGUUGCUGUCACUAGCCACUAGCUAAAGAAGUCCUUACCAACUUCUGUCCACUUAAGUGCUCUUAUACCUAAGCAUGCUUUGAACUGUGACUCAUAUAGAAAGCAAAGAAAAUGUCAUUUAGAACUAAAUGUAUGUGAAGGAUCUGAAUGAUCUAGCUAAUAAAAUAUAAAUAACUAAAUAUGUGUUUGCAUGUUAAAAAAACCUGUUUAAAACCUGUUUAUAGUAUAAAUGUCUGUCAUUUCAGUCUGUUUUUUUUGUGCUCUGUUUAAUAAUGCGAUCCAGCUACUAAACAAAUCCGGUUUCCUUACGGCACUUACAUCUCUGUACAUUGCUCUCGUUUUUUUAACUGAAUGUUAAGCGUACAACACUAUAUUAAAACGAGGAAAGGUUCCCUCGAUCAGUUUCACUAUGCUGUACAAUCUUUCAUGCAUAUUAACUUACUUAUGUAGAAAAUGUGCUGAAACCAAAUAGUCCACAGUUUAAACUUAUACAUCAUAUUCUGGCUAAAAGUAUGACUGAGUAGGUCAUUGGUAUUUGUUAAUAUUAAAGUAUUGCCUCUAUUCUACCCAUCUCCAGUGCUUGAUAUAAUAUCUAUUGUUAGGCUCUCUUUAAAUGACAUUAAGCUGUGUAUGUUUACCUUACAUGUGAAGCCCUGUCAUUUUGUCUUGUGUUUUCCAUCAUCAUACACUGCAUCUCUGUAUGGAUUGUGGAAAGAUUGUGACUUUUUGUAUCUCCUGUGGUAGAAAUCUACCAUAGGUUUUUAUGUCAUUUUAUUUUAUGUCUGGAGUUUGUCAAAUUUUAAUGUUAGUACAUUAUUAGUGUGAUAUUAGGAAUCUUCAAAAUAAACUUGCUUGACAGCCCCCAA